AGAUUUGAUGAAUUCAAGAAUCUUAUGAUUUAAUAAAGAAAUCUGCAGACUUUCACAGAGAUGGUAAAAUUAUGAUGACUGAUAAUGGAGACAGGCUGUAGGCACAGAAGAAGGGAGUGUCUGAGCUGUGACCUCACGCCUGAAAUCCACAUAAAUUAUCUAUAAAACCAGAAUAAAAGUGUCACAGGACACAGAAACAAACAUGAGCCACGAUUCCCGCCCCCUGUUUUAUUUCUGAUUGAUUAUAUGGAAAUGCCCCAGCUGUGGAAUGGAAAGUGAAAGUAAAGUGACAUCUAUGCAGCAGUCUGUGGGAGUGUCUGCAGAGUCACGGGCUGCUCACAGAGCUGCUGGUUCAGUGUUGGUGAGGAUCAGCUCCAGCAGGACUUGUAACCGAAGAUGAUGGUUAUUCUGCUGCUCCUCAUACCUGUUUCCCAGCAUGCCUCAGGUAUGGAGGUGGAGGUGUAUGAUGGGGUGGAGUCUGUCCUGCUGCCCUGUCAGUUACCCGCUGAUGUUUCCAGUGACUUCUUAGCAGCAGUGUGGGACCGUGAGGAGCUCAAAGACCCAACAGUCCACGUGCGUCUGCAGAGUGGUGAUGAUUUUAAAGAUCAGAACGUUCGUUACACCAACCGAACAUCACUGAGAGCCGACGCUCUGCAGACUGGAGACCUCAGCCUCAUUCUGAGGAACCCCACAGUCUCUGACAGUGGAACCUAUACCUGCAACACCCGAGUAUUUAGAGGAAAUCAGAGCCAGAUCGAUAUCCAACUGAAGGUCACAGAACCUCCUGCAGUCUGGCCCAUAGUUCUCUCAGCUGUCCUGGUUCCUGUGGUUCUCCUGGCUGCUGGCUUUGGUGUCUUCAUGUAUCAUAGAUAUAAAAUCAUGAAGAGCAGAAAAGUCUAUCCAGUGGAGAUGGUUGAGGUGAAACAGGGGGAGGAGUCUGUCCAGCUGUCCUUUCAGAUCACAGAAGAAAAAGAUGUUCCUCUGGACGUCAAAGUGGAGUGGAGACAUCAAAACACGAUGGUCCAUGUGUAUGAGAAUGGUGGUAAUCAGUCUCUAUUAAAGGACCAGAAUCACAGAGACCGCACAGAGAUGAAUGAAGAUCCUCUGAGAAUUAAAGACUUCAGUCUGAAACUGAAAGACCCCCAACUUAGUGAUCGUGGAGUCUACACCUGCACUGUCUAUGACAGAAAUGCACACAUCCGGCUACAGAAAGUAGUGACUCUUAGUGUCAGAGUUCCCGAGGUGGUGGAAGUAGUUAAAGGGAUGCAGUCUGUCAUUCUGCCAUUUACAACUGAAGUCCUGAAGCUUCAGGAUGUCACCGUGGAGUGGAAACACAAAGACAAGAAAGUCCACGUGCGUCAGAAUGGCCAAAACCAGUCUCACGAUCAGGAGGUGAAUGAAGAGCCACUAACAAAUGGAAACCUGCAACACACUGAUGAUGGUACCUACACCUGCACUGUCUACAGUGAGGGUGAAGAAAUCCUGCUACAGAAAGUCGUGUCGAUCACAGUCAGAGUCUACCCGGUGGAAAUGGUGAAUGCGACACAAGGAGAGAAGUCUAUCCUGCUGCCUUUUAAAGUCACAGAUCACCUUCCUCAGGAUGUCAAAGUUGAGUGGAGACUCAUUAACCCUGAAGACCGGAUGGUCUACGUGUAUGAAAGGAGUAAAAAUGAGUCUCCUUCACGAGACCAUGUAUACAGAGGUCGUGCAGAGAUGGAUGAAGAUCCACUGACAAUUAAAGACCUCAGUCUGACCCUGAAAGAUCUCCGCCUCACUGACAGUGGAGUCUACACCUGCACCGUCUACAACAAGGAUGGACACAUGCUGCUACAGAAAGUAGUGACUCUCAGUGUCAGAGACUAUCCACUGGAGAUGGUGGAAGUGACACAGGGAGAGACGUCUGUCCUGCUUAAGACCUCCUUCAGGACAUCAAAGUAG
Molecule: messenger RNA, 1938 nt
Organism: Oreochromis niloticus (Nile tilapia)
Lineage: Eukaryota; Metazoa; Chordata; Actinopteri; Cichliformes; Cichlidae
Product: HERV-H LTR-associating protein 2
Exons: 8
Coding region: 397-1938 (513 amino acids)
Biological process (GO): immune response; positive regulation of T cell proliferation; negative regulation of T cell proliferation
Cellular component (GO): external side of plasma membrane
Source: RefSeq, a predicted model, not a curated record